Molecule: messenger RNA, 1202 nt
Organism: Cynara cardunculus var. scolymus (artichoke)
Lineage: Eukaryota; Viridiplantae; Streptophyta; Magnoliopsida; Asterales; Asteraceae
Exons: 1
Coding region: 147-839 (230 amino acids)
Source: RefSeq, a predicted model, not a curated record
UUCCUUAACUUUCUCAUCCUUCUAAUCCAAGUUGGCUUCUUUUCCCCUAAAAUUUCCUCUCUUCUUUCUCCUUGUUCAAUCAGAAAAUUUUCCAAUAACAUGAUUUUGUUUUGGUCAAGUAUUUUUGUAGAUCUGUAAACAUAUCGAUGGGUGGUGUUGCUGUUCUUCAUCCUCAAGAUUGUCUAAAGGAUCAUCGUGAUGGUUUAUUCUCCACACCGGUGAAAUCUCGCCGUUCCCCUAAAUCAAGCGUCAAUUAUUCGAGUUCUACCCCUAAUUUGACUAGAUAUGAUGGCCGAAAACGAAGCCCACCAACCAGGGUGCGGAAGAACAACAGAACUACCGCUGCGAUGGUUGUUGAUCAGCCCAAGCACCUCGUUAUGGGACAGGUUAAGAUUUUGAAACGUGGUGAGGCGUUGGACGAAUCAUCGACGGUUUUGAAAGACAUGAACGAUCGCAAGGUCUCAAACGGUACAGUGACCACACCGCCAAAAGACGUCGCCGGUGAUCGAAAGGUUUUCCGAGAUUUGACCGGUGCUCGGAGAGUUUUACUGACGAAGAAAAAGCCCGAGAAGGAGAAGAAAAGUUGCUCGAAUCCAAGCCUUAAGGUUGACGCUUUGAAGGUGGAUGAUCUCGCCCUUUCGUCAACAGAUCGGUUGGGACCCGACCCGGAGAUGGUGUCAAAACAGAUGAAGAAAAACAUAGCCGAGUUCUUCUUCGCAGGGUCUCCUUUUGUGGAUUCACCACCACCAAGCUCUCUUCCCUUGCCUGGUUUCUUCACAAAGAAUUUUGUCGAUCCAAGCACCGAUCUCCGACGGAUGCUCGGUUUGAGUCUUUCUUAGUUAAAUAUCACCAUAAUUUCGUUCGAAUCGUUGAUGAACAUGUUGUUUGCUUCGAAUUCGAACCCUUUUCCCUAAUUUUUUAUUGGGAAAGUUCGAAUCUGGUAAGCAAGCUUGUGUACUUGUCAAUUAGAUGCUUUACUGUAGUAAGCUGGUUAAUAAGUGUUGGUUUAUAUUGAUUAGGGGAACAUAUUGUGAUGGGUAGUCUUGUUUUUCUUCAUAUAAAUUAAGCUAUUUUGUGUGUUCUAAUACAAAGUAAGGUUAGGGUUAUCUGGGUUGUAAUGUAAUCCAGUUGGAGAUGAUUAGUUUCUUGUAUGUAAUUAGAUCAUCAAUUAUCUAUAUUAAACCAUAUUAAUAUUAUGCUCU